This is a messenger RNA of Exophiala spinifera, 2205 nucleotides long. RefSeq lists its product as uncharacterized. The record is from RefSeq and is a predicted model, not a curated record. Lineage: Eukaryota; Fungi; Ascomycota; Eurotiomycetes; Chaetothyriales; Herpotrichiellaceae. The transcript has a single exon. The coding region runs from base 1 to 2205 and encodes 734 amino acids.
AUGAGCAAUAGCCAGAUCUCCGCCAGCUGGACUCUCCAGCAUUCCUCAGAGUCGGUUUUGUCCUUCGUACAAGGCAUGCUUACAGCCGCCACCAGUGACAACAUCCAACCUCUUGCCAUUUUGGUCGCCGAAGCAUUCGGGAAUACUCUAGCAAUAUGUCAGCAAACACAGAUGCUGGUAGAGAAGGAAGCGGGCAAGCGGCACGUCUCGCACGUCGUUAAAUUUCUCCAUGCCAAGGUUGGCUAUGCGGCAAACGAUACAGCUUUCCAAUUGUCCUUGACAAGUGCUGGUGUGAGGUUUAUGAGUCUCGUUGCAGCACUCCUCUGCACUGACGACAUCCUCAAUGCUGCGCGGGCGAUCGAAAUAAUGAUCAAUGCCACUUCGAGAAGCGACCAACUCAUGCCCACAGUCUUCCAAAUCCGAGACCUCAUCAAUGCCCUGGAUUACAAGCUUCGGAGACUACAAUUUGCUGAAAGUCUCGCUGGCUGGGAGCACUAUAUGGCAACUCAUACAAGCUGGCCCCACUGCUAUCUAUCCUUGGAAACACACCCGGGUCCUGAGGAGUUGGCUGCCCUGGUCGGCGCAUUUCGAUCUAUGGAGAGAAUUGGGGACGCUUCUAAUAUCGUAAUUAGAAGUGGCAGGCACCAUGCGUGGAUUAUUGCCUUCACGAAAUGGUGCCUUGGAUACCCACCACAUGUCAUUGCCGAGGAUGGUACCGUUUUGGUUGGACAAACUCCCAGCAAGGUGGCGAUGAUAACCCAGAUCCAUCCCUCUCUGGCCAUAGAGGUCUUCCGAGCGGUCCAAGGUCCGUCUGAAUUGUGGAGAAGUUUAGAAGGGCCUUUGAACCAUCUACAUUGGAAUGGCCUGAUAUCAGUGAAAGCUUACGGUGCUCGACGCUUACGAUAUUAUGGCCUUCAUACUCAGCAAGAAUUUGCUACCAUGGCGCGGGUCUUAUUCACUUCCACCAAACUCGCCACGACGCGUCUCAUAUCUGUGGAAGGUGAAAACACGGAAGACUAUAAGCAGUUCGGUGCAAACAUAUGGCCUUCAGAUUUGGAACUUCAUUCGACCAUUGCCUCAUUUUGCGGGCUAGAUUAUCCGCUCACUGAGUUUCCAGAGGACUUGCCUGUAUCUGUGUCAUCUCUGCGCACUUACGAGGACCGACUCGUUGAAAAGCGUACCUGUAGGUUUGAUGCGCCGGACAACCCUAUGGACAAGCCCUGCAAAGUUAAAUCCGUUCGUCAUGCCAUCGUCGAUAUGACGACGGACAUCCUUGCUAUUGCAGUUCUUGACUUUGACGAAGAUGUCCGAAUCGUCGCAUCACGAACCACUUACUCUGACUCCCUCUCCAAGUCCAUUCAAAGCGCUUUAUAUGGGCCAGACACCUCCCGAGACGACCAACCCCGCCGAGAGCACACCCUUCGAGACCGUAAAGUUUCGAUCCCAAGUAUAUUUGAUGUAAGCCUUUCGCUUCUCGGCCACACAAGUUUAUCUCCCGGCACAGGCGAAAGGCGCUUCAAGUCCAGACAUCCCACAUUCGUAGCCAAGGCCUUCGAUAAUAACUCUGCAAGUCAUUGGGUAGCAUCAGCGUCCAUGGGCCAGGUUGUCUACCCAGCGUACUUCGACUCCUGGAACGGCCCCAUCAAUAGUCUACCACUUGCGAGAUUGCGUGUAGGCCCGGGGUCAAUUCUGUACAAUGAUCGCAGGUAUGAGUAUGUCGCGUUUCACCCAUACGAUACUCUUAUUCUCGAUGAAAUUGAUUCUCAUCAAGAUUUCCCGUGUCAAACUCCAUUGAAUCUUCUCUGGGAUAGAAAAGUCCAAUGGUGUAUCAAGGAGGAAGAUGGCUUUCUAUCACUGGGAAUGGGAUUGACAAACUCCUUCACGAACCUCAGUCCGAUGCGAGCGCUACAGACGGCAUGUUUCUCGCUUUUCAUACCGGCUUGCACACAUCCACCAGAUAAUCCUUUGCCAAACGAACAGCCGUACAGUGGAGCCAGGUUCAUCACACCGUUUUACGCAUAUCUUUUUUCAAUCAAAGAAUCGCUUCCUUCCAUUAGUAUUGUGGCAGUGUCUGAAGACGAAAGCCUGCGCUCUUUUGCUCUAUCCACUGGAUGCCCAGCUGUGGUCAGGGGCUCCGCCUGCUUGAAAUGCUGUGUGGACAUAUAUCUGAGGAACAAGGAUCACUGCACUCAUAUCAUCUGCUGA